Molecule: messenger RNA, 3698 nt
Organism: Pseudophryne corroboree (corroboree frog)
Lineage: Eukaryota; Metazoa; Chordata; Amphibia; Anura; Myobatrachidae
Gene: LSR
Product: lipolysis stimulated lipoprotein receptor
Exons: 10
Coding region: 262-2055 (597 amino acids)
Biological process (GO): establishment of blood-brain barrier; tricellular tight junction assembly
Cellular component (GO): plasma membrane; tricellular tight junction
Source: RefSeq, a predicted model, not a curated record
UGGAGGUGCAGGACUGGGAGGAGGGCAGGGCCGGGAUACCUGUGCAGCCGCCGCCCCCAGCAGGAUCCCAUCCCCGCCUCAUACACCCAGCAGCCUCCUGAGGCCUCCGCCAGGCGGACAGGUGAUCACACAGCGGCCGGGACCCCGCCAGCAGCCGCCCGGGAAACUUCUGCGUCCUGCGUGUAACUCCGAGGCCGGAUCCCCCUGCUCUCCCCCCGGCUGCCUGCCCGGGAUCGCCUCCCCAGAGGACGGGCGCUGAUCAUGGCGGACUGGGGCUCCGGGACCUCCGCCCUCCUGUGCCUGCUGCUGGCCCUGACAGGGUCCAGCACUGGAAUGCAGGUGACGGUGACAAACCCCUUCAACGUGGUGAUUUUAUUCCAGCCCAUCACGUUGCAGUGCAGUUACUCGACCAGCGCCACCCAGCCGCCUAUUGUAACGUGGAAGUACAAAUCCUACUGCAGGAACCGUAUCACCGAUGCGUUCAACCCGACCAGCCAGGACACCCAGAUCAGCAACCAGCUGCAGCAAGCCAACCCCGGCUACAACCCCUACGUGGACUGUCAAGACAGCUCUAGGACGGUGCGCAUUGUGGCCACCAAGCAAGGCAACUCGGUCACGCUGGGAGACUUCUACCAGGGCCGCAAAAUCACCAUAACCAAUUACGCGGAUCUCACCUUCGACCAGACUGUGUGGGGUGAUAGUGGUGUGUAUUACUGCAAUGUGAUCUCCGCACAGGACCUAUCGGGAACUUCUGAGGCUUACGCUGAGUUAUUGGUACUGGGUAAAACAUCAGAGGUCUAUGAACUAUUACCAGGCUUUCAGAUAGAUAACAUGGAAGACUGGCUGUUUGUCAUACUUGUUGUCCUCGGUGGAUUAUUUCUUCUGAUGCUGAUUGGAAUCUGCUGGUGCCAGUGCUGCCCACACACCUGCUGCUGCUAUGUGCGGUGCCCAUGCUGCCCGGAGAAGUGCUGCUGCCCCAGAGCAUUGUAUGAAGCUGGAAAAGCGGCGACUGCCGGGGUACCCAGUAUGUACGCCCCUAGUGUCUACGCCCCAUCCAUUUACUCUCACCCGAGCCAGGGAAAGAUGCCUCCGCCGGGAUCGGUCAUUCAGAUGGGUCCCAUACAACCUAUGUACAAUGGCUACGGGGUGGAAUAUGAUGCCGCAAGCUCCGUGGGAGGGCACAGCUCGCAGGCUCCACUCAUUCACGACAGUGACGUUCCACAUUCAGUCAGAAGUGGCUACCGCAUACAAGCUAACCAACAGGAUGAUUCAAUGAGGGUCCUCUACUACAUGGAGAAGGAGCUGGCCAACUUUGAUCCAUCAAGACCAGGACAAGCCAACGGAAGAUUUGAGAACGCCUCCGCAAUGAGUGAGGUCAGUUCCUUGCAUGAGGAGGACCAGAGAAACAACUUAAAGAACGGCCUUGGUCGCUUGCGGAAUCAAGCCAUGACUCCCAUCCGGGAUGUAGAGGAGGAAAGUCUUCUCGGAAGUGACUACAGGCGUCCGCUACCACCUCGGCAAGAUCCUUAUGGAGAUGACCGAUUCCGUGGUGGGCCAGUCCUUGAUAGACGGGCUCGGGCUCACUCCGUUGACGACCUGGACGAUUACGAUAGGAGAGAACGAGCUCCUUACCGUGAUCCUCCCUCUGACAGCCGAAAUCGUGGAAGACGCAACUCUGACGAGGACGCUGGCAGCAGGGGAUACGGUAGAGGCCGGGACACCCGCUCCCCUGACCCCCGUGAUGACUAUUACGGUGGUAGAAGAAGCAGGAGUAGAGAUGACCUCUGGGAUUUAGGACGCUCCCGCCAGGAACCUGAAUAUGAUGAUCGAUUUCUUGAUGAUGUUUUGAGAAAGAAGGGUCAGAAGGCAGGCAAUCGAGACGGUGUAGAAAGCGUUGCCAGUUCUAACCGUUCUGACGGGAGAAGAAAACGCAAUAAUAAUGAUGAUGACUUUCCACCACCGCCUCCUCCAUAUACUGAAACAGAGUCAGUCUCUUCCAGAGGGAAAAAGAUGAAAAGGGGUGAAGCUAUGAGCCGAGAGAGCCUGGUGGUCUAAAACUUCGAUAUGGAAAGUGGACUAAAUCCUUUAUAUUGCAAAAAUUGACUUCGUGCAGGAAUGGCGCUAUAUCCCAGGCAAAAGAUCUGGGGUAAACAAAACAGGAAACAGGAAAAAGAAAAAAAGUGCCUUAACCUGUUUAUUUUACAUUUUUAUUACUCGUUGUAAAGAAACCUUUUUUUAUUUAAUAAUUGCUGGCGAGGAUACAAAAAUAUGAACUUUACUAUGUAAAAUAGUGGUUUUUUUUUUUUUAAAUGAGUUGUCUUUUACGUCAUGAGAGCUGUUAUGGGGACACAUUUUGUACCCUAUACAUUCCCGUACACAGUUAUUGCUUGGAUUAUUUUAUUUUUGUCUUAAAUUUAGUGCAUUGUCUAUUUCAAAUAUUUGUAAAUAUACAUUUUUUUUUUAUGGUGAAUUAGUCUAGCGAUAAAGCGGAUUUUUAUUGACCUUUUUCAGUCAUUAUAUAGAAUUGUGUCCCCAGUUUUGAAGUGGUCAGUGCUAGAGUUGAAACGUAUUUUGGCCAAUCAGAGCAGUGGACUAUUUACAGCAGCGCAGACUAGUUCAGGAGAUGAGCGUUGGCUUUGUGGAAGGCCAAUGACCUGUUCGUUCUUACCAAAGUAUUGAGAAGGGUUUUUUGGGGGGAGCAGGUAUAGCAGAAAGAAAGAAAGAAAUUAAACUGAAUACUGUACACUAUGUAUUAAUGCUUGAUAAUUUGCGGUAAAUGGAUUCUCGCUGUGAAGUUCGAAUGAUGGACAAUUAAAAACGUAGAGCAGAAAGCAGAAUAGCUCACAGUGUCCCAGAGACAAUGAUCCUGUGAUUUGUGUCUGGUUUUGACAAGAGCGUUUCAACUACCAAAUAAAGUCAAUGUGGUUUUGACACGUUUCAUGUGCCAGCUACCUGCUUCAUCAGAAAGAAAUAUUGUAGUUUGGUGUUAGUAUGCGCAUAACCAAACUUGGCUGGAAAAAUUAGAACAUAGGUUAGUAACAUGAAGUGGUUUGAUCAAAGAGCACACCCUUUGUUCCUAGGUAGAACAUACUUUCUAUUGAUACGUUUACGUCAAACACUAGGGAGCUAGUAGUAUGGUAACUACCAAGUCAUCAUGUAAUAACUUUGCCGUCCUCUCGGGCUGGUAUAGGAUCUUCUAUGUAUAUAUUGCACUGUACAGCUUAUGUUGGCUAAGAGCACUAUUAAAUAUUCUAUAACCCAUAGCGGCCAAUCAGAUUUUCAUUUUCAUCAUUCUGGCUAUCUGGACUCCAAAAACGGAUAUCUGAUUUGCUGCUUUGGAUAUGUAACGUGUUGGUUAAUGAUUCUUGGCGCACCAGCCUGGAUUUGUGUCUUAUAGACCCUUUUAAUAUGAAUUAAGAAUGAAAGUGCAGCACUACAUGUAAAUAGACCUUCCACAGUGCACACGUGUGUAUCACAAGUCACUAAGCUCUACAAUAUAACUGCACAAAAGUAACAAGUAUAGAACUCAGAGGUGACCGGAAAUAUACUUGUAUAUUGGCAGAUGUGUUACCCCACAUCAAAUGUGUGACAGCAUGUACACAAUCUUGUUGUGAACAUUUCUCAUGUACUGUUUUAUAUAAGUGACUGACUGUGACUUUCUAAAUGAGCUUAAAUAAAACAGACACUUUUUUAUUAUU